Moneuplotes crassus is the source of this 4848-nucleotide messenger RNA. The record is from the annotation of a GenBank genome assembly. Lineage: Eukaryota; Ciliophora; Spirotrichea; Euplotida; Euplotidae.
GCAAAUGAGGCGGAUAAUAGCAUUUAUAGCUUUAAUAUCAACUGCUCUUGUUGCUUCAGUCGUUUUUUAUCUACCCAGAAGGGAAAAGAGCGAUAAGAGCAUAACGGUAACUUUAAAAGAGGAAGAUUUAUUGCAAGUAGCCCCACAGCAUUUUUCAACCAGACAUUUGCAAGUCACUUGAGGAGAUGGUUUAAGAGAAGCCCCUGAAGAAUGUGAUGAUAAUGGAACUGCACCUGGAGAUGGAUGUAGUGCAACUUGCACGAUUGAGGCAGGGUACUAUUGAAUUGGAGGAAGUCCAACAUCUCAGGAUACGUGUACACAAUGCACAGGAGGAACUAGUCCAAAUGCAGGAAAAACUGCAUGAGAAAUUCAGUGAGGAGAUGGACUUUUAAACCCUGCCGAAAAUUGUGACGAUGGGAAUACUGCUGCAGGAGAUGGUUGUGACGCAACAUGAGAUGUAGAAGCGACUUAUAUUUGUACAGGAGGAUCAACUAUAGGAGCUGAUACCUGAACUGCUUGUACUGGAGGAACAAGUCCAGAUGCUACAAAUUCAACUUGAAGUAUACAAUGUGGAGAUGGAUUUAGAGCAGGUGCAGAGGAAUGAGAUGAUAGCAAUUCUGUUGGAGGAGAUGGCUGAAGUAAUACUUGAACGAUUGAGACAGAUUUUGUUUGAACUGGAGGCUCUACAACUGCAGCAGAUACUUGUACAUACUGAACAGGAGGAACUUCACCAAAUGCUGCAAAAGAUACAUGUACAACACAAUGAGGAGACGGAAGAAAGCAUAGUUCUGAAGAAUGUGAUGAUGGAAAUACAGGAAGUUCUGAUGGUUGAAGUAAUGCUUGAGCUAUUGAAACCGAUUAUGCAUGAACUGGGGGAACUACUACUACAGCUGACACAUGAACCUUAUGAACAGCUGGAACAUCUCCGAAUACUGGAAAAGAUUCAUGUGUCGCAUUAUGAGGAGAUAGCAGAAAGCAUGCGAGUGAGGAGUGUGAAGAUGGAAACACUGCAAAUUCUGACGGAUGAAGUUCGGCCUGCAUGAUCGAGACCUUAUAUAUUUGCUCUGGAGGAACCACAACCUCAACAGAUACAUGCACAUUAUGCCUUAAUGGGGAGUCUCCAGACCCUACUAAAACUGUUUGACAAGUCCAAUGAGGUGAUGGACUCAGAGUCGCUGAUUCAGAAAGAUGAGAUGAUGGAAAUAUAGUUGACGGGGAUGGAUGCUCAUCUACUUGACUGCUUGAGGCUAACAGUGUAUGUGUAGGAGGUUCACUUACUUCAAUCGAUGUUUGAACAGUCUGAGCAGGAGGAACUUCUCCUGAUCCAACAGGGACUUUAUGCCAGAUAAAUUGAGGAGAUGGUUUUAAAGUAGCCUCAGAAGCUUGAGAUGAUGGUAACGAAGUUAGCUUUGAUGGAUGCUCCAGCAGUUGAACUAUUGAAACAAAUGGAAUAUGAAAUGGGGGAAGUACCACUGCUCCUAGUACUUGUAGUGUUUGAACAGGAGGAAGUUCUCCAAAUGCUGGGCAAACUGCAUGAAUCACUAUUUGUGGAGAUGGUAAAAAGCAUGCUUCUGAAGCUUGAGAUGAUGGAAACACAAACAAUGGCGAUGGGUGUACUUCAACUUGUACUGUAGAAGCAGAUUACUACUGAUCAGGAGGCUCUGAUACAACUCCAGAUACUUGAAUAGGGUGAACAGGGGGAACAUCAGUCCAUCCUAUUACUGGAGCAUGAUCUGUUAUUUGAGGAGAUGGUAGAAAGCAUUCUUCUGAAGAAUGAGAAGAUGGAAAUACAGCAAAUGGUGAUGGAUGCAGUUCAGUUUGAGUGAUUGAAGCAGAUUCUGCUUGUUCAGGAGGAACUACAACUACAGCAGAUACAUGUACUGUUUGAGCUGGAGGAACAUCUGCAAAUGCAGAUAAGACUGCUUGUACUGCACAAUGAGGUGAUGGUAAAAAGCAUGCAUCAGAGGCCUGAGAUGACGGAAAUGCAGAAAAUGAUGAUGGAUGAACAUUAGGAUGUGUUAUUGAAGCUUCAUCCUUCUGAACCGGAGGGACAGUUACAGCUCCAGAUACAUGAACUGUCUGCAAAGAUGGACAAUCUUUAAAUGGUGCUAUGACCGCUUGAAUUACAGUUUGAGGAGAUGGAAGAAAACAUAUUUCUGAGGAAUGAGAAGAUGGUAAUACAGCAAAUGGAGAUGGAUGUUCAAACACAUGCACAAUUGAAACAAAUUAUGUUUGAAGUGGAGGUGACGGAUUAAAUCCAGAUACUUGUAAAGGAUGAGAAAGUGGAAUGACUCCUAAUCAUGAUAAAUCUUUAUGAGCAGUAAACUGUGGUGAUGGAUUAAGACAUCCUUACGAAGAAUGAGAUGAUGGUAACGUUGUUGCAAAUGAUGGAUGAGCUGCAAACUGAACAAUAGAAUACAACUUUAUUUGAAAUGGAGGGACCAACCUGACUUCAGACACGUGAAAUAAUUGCACAGGAGGUAUGUCUCCCGAUCCAACUAGAACAAUUUGCCAGAGAAAUUGUGGAGAUGGAUUUAGACUUCCUCCAGAAGAAUGAGACGACAACAAUACACUCAGCCAUGAUGGAUGCAGCUCUACUUGCACUAUUGAGACUUGGGCAGUCUGUGAUGGAGGAACUCUCACCACUAAAGAUGCUUGACAGUAUUGAACUCUUGGAACAACACCAAAUGCAGGGAAAACUGCUUGCCAAAUAGCUUGAGGAGAUACCAGACAACAUGCAAGCGAAGAAUGAGAAGAUGGUAAUUCAGUUAGUGGAGACGGGUGAUCUAAUUUAUGAGUUAUCGAGCCUAUGUGGGCAUGAACAGGGGGAUCUCAUGUAUCUCAAGAUACUUGCACUCAAUGAAUUUUAGGAACAACUCCCAAUACAGAUAAAUCACAGUGUUUAGUCCAAUGUGGGGAUGGACUCAAACAUGCUACUGAAGAGUGAGAGGACUCAAAUACUGCAAAUGGAGACGGAUGUACUGUUAAUUGAACAGUAGAGGCAUACUCUUAUUGUACUGGAGGAUCGACAACAGGUGCUGAUACUUGAGUUGUAUGAACUGGAGGAACUUCACCAAAUGCAGCAAAAACAGCUUGAGUACCACUUUGUGGGGAUAGAAGGAAGCAUGCAACCGAAGAAUGCGAUGAUUCUAACACAAUCAAUGGAGAUGGUUGAAGUUCAACAUGAACUAUAGAAACAGAUUCUAUUUGAAAUAAUGGAAACACUACAGAUCCUGAUAUUUGACAAGUUUGCCCACAAGGAUAUCAUAAUGAUGCAGCAAAGCAAAAUUGAAUAACUAUAUGAGGAGAUGGCUUUAGAGCAGGUGAUGAAGAAUGAGAUGAUGGGAAUAUAAUUUCUUCAGAUGGAUGAGCUUCUAAUUGCACAAUUGAAGAUAAUUAUGUUUGAUAUGGCGGUACUGAGGAAGAAAAAGAUACUUGUGAAGCUUGUACAGUAAAUUAUGAGCCUAACAACAAUAAAUUUAAGUGAGUUACAUCAUUAGAAAUCUAUGAUGAAAAUGAAACACUAUUCUUUUCAUCAUCGUUCUAUAUUCUCAUCUUCGGGAAUACAAUCAUUCAUACAUUAUACUCAAUAUUUAUAAGUAGUACUGCACAAAGUUGAUCUGCUGGAUUAGCACAGGCCCAGCUUAUAAUGCUCUUACCAGAAUUAGGAGCUUAUAUCCCUCUUAUAACUAGGAGAACAUUAUUCCAUUUAAGAGAGGUUUUGCUUUCAUUCUACUUCUUAAGAAUCGACCAGACUAAAGUAUAUGACUUCUUUAACGGUACAUUUGGAUUUGAAUCAAAUGGAACAGACAGGAAUUAUGCAUUAAUAGAGAAUGGAAGCUCCUUCAUGAACUGUAUUGGAAUCGUGGUAGGAAUACUAAUUGGUGUAUUCUUUUUCUUUAUCAUGUUUCUUAUCCAGUACUUUGUGAAUCUUGAAGAAAAAGCUAAUAAAUGGUGGGGUAAAGUUCUCAAAGAACUUAGUGACUUUGCUGUAUCCCUAAGAAUUGUAGUCUGGUAUUCGCAGUAUACUUAUAUGUUCAUUGUCUUAAUAUCAAUGACUGAGUUACAAGAAGGAAAUAAAAAUGGGAAUACCCUAUCUACAGUUUUUGCUGUACUUCUGAUGCUUUAUUCUAUCGCAUGAAUUGCAUUCUUCUGAACAGCCCCAUUUUUGAAAAUUAAAGAAUCCAAAGGCCCUUCUCCAUUCUUUAGAGGGCUGAGAUCUCAUUGGUGGCAAAAGUAUUUCUUAGCUGCUUUUUACACAAGGAGAUUUUUAUUUGGAUUUCUAGUCUUCUUUAUGGUGAAUCAAGGAAAAUAUUUGAAGAUUUUCCUCUUCUUAAUAAUUCAAACAGCUUAUAUUGCCUGAAUAGCAAGCAUGAGAUCAUUUGUCAAUCUGAAAGACAGACUAGUGGAGAUAGUCAACGAGAUUGUGUACUAUAUACUCAUAUUCAUAUUGCUCAUUUUCAAUGACAGGUUUGAGUGGACUAGAUUUGUCAAAUAUCUAUACCUUGUCCUUGUUUUUUCAAAUUUGAUAGUUACAUUUGGAGUUGGAUUAAUCAGCUUAUUUGCAUUAACAAAAGAAGGAGGAGGAGGCAUUUCAACAGUUACCAGAGUACAACGAAUUCAGUCUACUUUUGAUUCAAGGAAUAUGACUGGAGAUCUUACAAACAGAAAUGGGACCAAUGAUAGAAUACCAGCAAUCUAUCAUCCAAGAAGUUCGAUAGGAAACAAUCCUUUGAAACCGCAUGCCAAGAAGCUGUCAAAGAUGCCCAAAAAAUCAUUGUUCUCAAAAAAGAAAUUAUAAGGGCUUGAUUAUUAUGAAAUUAUCUAAGAUUCAAUAAAAAGUUAUCC